Molecule: messenger RNA, 6372 nt
Organism: Sorex araneus (European shrew)
Lineage: Eukaryota; Metazoa; Chordata; Mammalia; Eulipotyphla; Soricidae
Gene: RNF38
Product: ring finger protein 38
Exons: 12
Coding region: 528-1826 (432 amino acids)
Source: RefSeq, a predicted model, not a curated record
CUGGGCGGUUGGGGCGCGGGGGCACAGGGGAUGGGGCACCCGGGGCGUUAGCCGGCUGCCUGCCCUGGGCGUGCAGCGGACGUUUCCCGGCGCGGCCCGUGGGAUGGUGCGGGGAGGCAGGAAGCGCCGCCACAGCGCCUCGGUCGGAGCCUGGGUUCCGGGGGUGACGAGGCCCGGGAGCGGCGGGUCUGGCGCGCUGGCCGCCGGCCGGGCGAGCGGUCACAAUAGGAGGCGGCGGCCCGGCGAGGAGCCGCGGGAGCAGCCCCGCAGGGCGGAGCCUCCAUUCCCAGAUAUCUCCCGGGGCCAAUUCAGCACCUCUACCUGGCCAUCCUAACAAGGUGAUUUGUGAAAGGGUGAGACUUCAGAGCCUGUUCCCUCUCCUCCCAAGUGAUCAGAACACUACCGUUCAAGAGGAUGCCCACUUCAAAGCUUUCUUCCAGAGUGAAGAUAGUCCAAGUCCCAAGAGACAGCGCCUCUCUCAUUCAGUCUUUGACUAUACAACAGCAUCACCAGCUCCCUCACCACCAAUGCGACCAUGGGAGAUGACAUCAAAUAGGCAGCCCCCUUCAGUUCGACCAAACCAACAUCACUUCUCAGGGGAACGAUGCAACACACCUGCACGCAACAGAAGAAGUCCUCCUGUCAGGCGCCAGAGAGGAAGAAGGGAUCGUCUGUCUCGACAUAAUUCCAUUAGUCAGGAUGAAAACUAUCACCAUCUCCCUUAUGCACAGCAGCAAGCAAUAGAGGAACCUCGAGCCUUUCACCCCCCGAAUGUAUCUCCCCGUCUGUUACACCCUGCUGCUCAUCCACCCCAACAGAAUGCAGUAAUGGUUGAUAUACAUGAUCAGCUUCAUCAGGGCACUGUCCCUGUUUCUUACACAGUGACAACAGUGGCACCACAUGGGAUUCCACUCUGCACAGGCCAGCACAUCCCUGCUUGCAGCACACAACAAGUCCCAGGAUGCUCUGUGGUCUUCAGUGGGCAGCACCUCCCUGUCUGCAGUGUGCCUCCUCCAAUGCUUCAAGCAUGUUCAGUUCAGCACUUACCAGUACCAUAUGCUGCAUUCCCGCCCCUUAUUUCUAGUGAUCCAUUUCUUUUACAUCCUCCUCACCUUUCUCCCCAUCAUCCUCCUCAUUUGCCACCACCAGGCCAAUUUGUCCCUUUCCAAACACAGCAGUCACGUUCGCCUCUGCAAAGGAUAGAAAAUGAAGUGGAGCUCUUAGGAGAACAUCUACCUGUAGGAGGUUUUACUUACCCUCCAUCAGCUCAUCCCCCGACAUUACCUCCAUCAGCUCCGUUGCAAUUCUUAACACAUGAUCCUUUACAUCAAGAGGUGUCCUUUGGAGUACCUUAUCCUCCUUUUAUGCCUCGAAGACUCACAGGACGUAGUAGAUACCGAUCCCAGCAGCCUAUACCUCCUCCCCCUUACCAUCCCAGCUUACUACCAUAUGUGUUAUCCAUGCUUCCAGUGCCACCUACAGUGGGCCCAACUUUCAGCUUUGAAUUGGAUGUGGAAGAUGGAGAAGUAGAAAAUUACGAGGCCCUGUUAAAUCUGGCAGAGCGACUGGGAGAAGCUAAGCCUCGAGGACUGACUAAAGCGGAUAUUGAACAGCUCCCUUCUUACAGAUUCAACCCUAACAACCACCAGUCAGAACAGACUUUGUGUGUAGUAUGCAUGUGUGAUUUUGAGUCAAGGCAGCUACUUAGAGUUUUACCCUGUAACCAUGAGUUCCAUGCCAAGUGUGUUGACAAAUGGCUUAAGGCAAAUCGUACUUGCCCAAUUUGCCGAGCUGAUGCUUCAGAAGUUCAUCGGGAUUCAGAAUGACCCACCUAAAAGCACAAAUUUCAUUUGGGUGUUCCUCAUCACAUGUAUAUAUGGACUAUCCAUUGAACUUAAUCUGUGUGGCUUCCAGCCCUCCCUUUUUCAAAAGGGUCAAUGGACCUUUCUUUGCACUGUGUGACUUAAUCAACUAUAAAAGCUUACAAUUAGUCUUCACAAUUAUGGGAUUGUUAUACUAACCGUGUGACUGGAACUCCAAAGACUUUUUCUUUAGCUUAAUUUUGUGUGUGCACUAACAUUCCCUGGUUUUUGUGUGAUCAUUCCGAGUGUUGCUGCAAGAUUACAGUGGACGUGAUCUUUUAGCAUGUGCUUUUAUAAAAAGUGGUAGCUCCAGAUGAUAUAGCAAUCUACCUUAUAUAGAGCCUUCAGAAACUGUGAGUGGAAAUGAAUGCAGCGUAUGACUGUUGGUGAUAAAUGUGUCUCUGUGUGGGUGUAUGCAACUACUUGUGUGAGGGCAUGGUAGUAAAGUGUGUAUGAGAUCCUAUAUACCAGCAUGUACCAAGAAUGUGUGUGUAGUUUUAAUUAUGCUGCAAUGUAUAAUCUGGUGUGUUAUUUAAACAGCACUAGUACUGUACACUGGUUUUUCCCUUGUGUUUGCUGUUGCACACUGAUUGCUAAGGGUGCAUCGAUUAUAAGCAUUGAAUACUCCCGUCCCUUUCCUUCCCAAUGAAUGGAAUGAGAAAGCCUUCCUUCUUUGCUUCAGGCAGCUGUCACCUUCUCUUCUCAGUGGUCCCAAGCGGGUCACUUAAGAAAAAAGUGUAACAGAGUCUCACUCCAUGAACCUGAUUUUUUUAUUCAGUUAUGAAAAAAAUUUUUUAAUCUUCAACUUGCUGUUUUCCAAAAAGAAGGUGCAAUAUCAUACAUCAUCAGUUAGCAAUAUUAACAUUUCAAUCAAUGGUUUGAAUGUUGAUACUUUGUUUUUCCUUACAUUUCCAGUAAGCUUCUUGCAGGAAGCACUUGUGAUUAUUUUUUUUAAUGUUUUGAUUUGUAGUCUAUUCUGAAGAUAUAUGAGUAAUAUAUUUCUUAAAAUACCACUGGUCCCACAAAGUCUCAUCUCCUUGACUUCUGAUUUGUUGCCUUUGUUCAAGAGCCCAUAGGCAACUAAAUUGUUUUAAGUAAACUGUAUUUCUGUUUAUAAUUAUUGACUUAACAAGCUUCAAUUCUGAAAGUUGUCUAGUUGUUCAUCCCUCAGUAAAUGUGCUUCUCAUCAAAACCAUCAUUUCCAGGAUGGAUCAAAUGCUGUGACAGCUCAAGUUCCUUAGACCUGAUGUGCUUUGGUGUUUUACUGCUUUCCUUUUGUUUGAAUGAGAAAAAUUUAACAUAACAGGCGUACGGAAUACUUGCAGUAUAAAUGAAGAUUUGAUUUUUGUAUAAGAAAUAAUGCUGUAAAACAGGAAUUGACCUUCAUUUAGUUGACCUGAAAAUAAUACAUGGUUGUGUGGGGUUUUUUUUAAUAGGUUCAUUGACCAUUAUUGAGAUUAUUUAAAUUCAUUUUUCCAACAAUGUUUAGAUUUCUCUCAUUCUUUUAGUGUAUUCAGCAUUGUUUGCCUCUAUGCAGUUGAUAGCAUUGCUUCAUUUACAGUAGCACAAGCUGUGUAAUUUCAGUCAGAACUGUGACCACUUUCUUGCUGCCAGCCUCACUCAGCUUUCCGUUGGCUCUGUGUCAGCUUCUCAGACGGCGUUAACUGCCUGUCACUGCCAUGCUGCUUGCCUUCCCUUGAAGUUUAUAAGCUCAUCACAGUUUAGAGCUCAGUAAAAUCCAUUCACCAAGAAGCACAAUUUUGCCCUUUUCCAGACACUGUUGCCUCUUAUCUAGUCAAACAGGAUUUUGCAUUCUAUUCGUUCCUGUGUUUGUCAUUGCAUUAGAUACACAUCUAAAGAGUGGCAACAUGCACAUGUGACUUUUUUAAAGCAUUGGGGUCAUCCCUCACCUGUUCUUGAUGAAAAAAGUGUGUUAAUAGCCAAAAGUAUUGGCAUAUUAAUCAACUACAUUACAAAUCACGUAUAGUUUAAUCUUUAUUUUUUUAAUUAAAAAAUCAUGUUUAAAAUGGCAAAAGUCCAUCUUACACAUAGACUUUUAUAUAGCUGCAAAAAAAAUUUGUACAGAUCUAACAUAACACUACUACACUCAGUAUUCAUUUUAUUGAAGCAUGCAAGUAAAGCACUUUUUCUAAAUUAUAUAGAUCCCUUAUUAACAAGGCACAUUGUACUAAUGCUUAGGAAAAGUAGCUUUUUCCUCCCUUUGGGAAUGAAUUCUUACAGUAUUCCUUUUGCAGUAAAUUUUUGAGAGGCAGUUGGCAAUUUAGGAGGCUGCAGGGUCAAUUUUGGUAAAAAUCUAAAUUGUUGCACUCAUGACUGAUCUGUCUUGGGGGGCAUCUUUUAUUUGCAUGGCUCCCCAGGAUGUGUGCAGACUGACUGAAGUCAAGAUCCGUGGGUAUUAAGAGCACACGAUGUGAUCUAAGCCAGUUCAGACUGGCCACAAUUAAUCAGCGUUGUGGCAAGCAAAAGAGAACUUUGUGGCUAGUUGAUUCAUGCCCAGCUGUUGUCACCUUGGGUCAUGAGCCAGAUCGCAAGCAGAUGUUUUGUUGCCUUCGUCCUCUUUCCUUCUAAAACAAUAUUGGCUUUACCAUCUUAACUCUGCUGUGGGGUGUGUUUUGGAGGAGGUUUAUUUUUUGGUGGGGGGUGUUUUUGGACUUUUUCCCCCAUAAAAUAUCUGAUUUUCAUUUUGUUUUAGAAUUCCCUCACACACCACCACCACUACCCUAUCCCCUCCCCAAUCCUAAAAACAAAAAAAAGCAAGUCAAGGCCUCUGGGUAUCAGGAUCUCUCUAGGAAUUUUCUGUCCUGAUUUUGGUUUUUGAGCAAAACCUGGGAAAUGUUGAAAGCAUAUCUAGAUUUUAUGUACUCUGAAAUGUGAUUUGUUAAAGAUUCUUAAAUUGGGGCCUCAUAAUAUUUUGAAUGAGAUCUCAGUCACGUGAGAAUAUUUUUCACAGAUAUCUUUAGGCCUUCAAUAGAAAGUUAUUUUCUCCCCUGUUGGUACAUUUGGUUACCUCAUUUUGCUGUUUGAGAUUAUGAAAGCUUACAGGGGUAUCUUUUGGGAAUCAUUUGCUGAGUCAUUUCCUCAAAUCAUAUUCCACUGUAUCAGUUAACAUAGUUUUAAAUGUAUUAUAAAUAUCUGUAACCAAAUCAUUUGAAGGCUUGAUAAAUUUUUAACAAAGUUUGUACAUUUUUUAUGAAAGUUACUAGUAAUGCUUUACUAAGUAGUGCAAUGAAUUUUUAUUUUUAAUCCCUGUGCCCAAUUUUGGAGUUGAGAGGGUUGUUGGUAAUAAAUGUAUGAUGUACACUUAACCCUUUCGUUGUGUUUAAUGUCACUGUGUUAGGGAAGGGCAGGGCUUGUGUACCUGCAAUGCUGGAGGGGUAUUUCAUGGGAGUAUAGAAUUGAGCUACUAGAUGUUAGAUUUAAUUUUUAGGAUAUAAUUCGUACUUUGUUUAACUCUUUUAGCUCAUGAUUGAAUAGCAGAGAAAUCUAAGUGGAUAACUAGAUUUCUUUCUCUUUUUCUGGGGUGGUGGGUGUUGGACUACACCUGGCAGUCUCAGGGACUUCUUGGUGCGCAGGGAACCAUGCUGUGCCAAGAGCUCAAAAUCUAUGACUUCCAACAUGUAGAAACGUGCUCAAGCUAACCCUUUGAGUUAUCUCCCUGUCUUAUACAUUUCUUCCUGUAUGAACUAUGAGAUCUAGGAAAUGUACUUACUAUAAAUAAUUGGACCAUUUUGUCUUUAUUAAGUACUACUUAUGUCCAGCUCAUGUCCAUAUAUCAUAGAGGAGCCUCUGCUUGACAAUUUUUGUACGUUUAUAUUACCUUUUACUUAAAAAACAAGUGAUGGUGAUGAUAAAAAACAAUCUACGUAUAUGCUGAUUUGUAUAACCUGGAAAGUAGAGAUUUUAUACAACUGUGGCUAAAUAAUAAAUGCAAAUUCUCUUUUAGGAGGUAGUCAUGUUUUGGCUACGGGAAGGUGAUACCCUCACUUAAGUGCUCAACUGACAGUCAAAAAAGUGAAUUUUCCUAAUUGUUAUCAUAUUUAUAACUUACUCAAGAGUGUGUUAGAUUUUUUAACAUCUCAGAAAUCCCCAGACUUAGGCUACUUAUGCCAGAAGCCCUUGUUCUUUAUUUAAAACUUUUGAAUUCUCCUAUAGCAAGGCUGUUCUGACCUAUAGUACAGGCCAUGUGACAGUAGCUCACAUCUCUCUGCCACAAUGAUGACUGCCCAGUAUCCAUGUCAUGGACAGGAAGAGAUUUGCCCCAGGAAGCCACGGGGUCUCUAAGGAUAGAGGUCAAGGUCUCUAAGUUUCAGAAGCCCAUGAAGAUGGGAUACGAUGUAGAAUCUUGACUCGAUCUUUGUCAAAUUCUUAAGUUCUUUGUAAUCUUUAUUCCUUGGUAUAAUGCUAAUUAGAUAUUCCACAUCCUCUAGUGUUCCAGAUGUGCCCAUUAAAACUCCACUGACUACUGUUUUAUUAAAAAUUCACAAAACUG